This is a messenger RNA of Phytomonas sp. EM1, 537 nucleotides long. Lineage: Eukaryota; Euglenozoa; Kinetoplastea; Trypanosomatida; Trypanosomatidae. The record is from the annotation of a GenBank genome assembly.
AAAAGAAAAGGGUGGAAUCACUUUAGAAGUCAUGAUUAUCCCAGUUCGUUGUUUUACUUGUGGGAACGUCAUUGCCGACAAGUACCUAAUUUAUCUUGACAUGAUUGCCGAAGGGGUAUCCGAAGAGGAUGCCAUGAACGCCUUUCAUUUGAAUCGCUUCUGUUGUCGUCGUAUGAUGCUCACACAUGUCGAUAUGACGGAUUUGCUCCUCAAGUUUAACCCCGCGGAUACGAGCGUGCUUAACGACCCGGUAGCAGCCAAUUUUGGGUAUUAAAGUUUUUUUUCGUAUGUGUGUCGCUUUGCAAUCAUUAAAAGGGAAAGGGGAAGACAGAAAGAUAGGGUUCUGGAUUCGGAAAAGGUCCUUUCUGUGUGGGUUUGAUGAAAGCUUGUGUUCUGUUUUUUUUUUUAGGCCAGUAGUCGGGUAAGCUAAUUAUCCGUGCUUAUCUUCCCGCCAUAUGAGGCCAAGACUGAAUGCCCAGUUUCAUGAGUUGAAAUUAACAUUUUUCCCGUUGGAAAGGUUUUAACAAGAAGCCUGAA